CUCCAAGUUUUUAACCAGUCACAGCCAUUCAUUCGCCACAGCUCGUCGCGCAUACUGACAGGUAUAGUCGCUAUAUCUCGGACAGUUGAAUCCCCCCUCUUUCCCCUCCCAGCAUGGCUGCAGACUCGAUGGAGAUUGACGACUCUCUUUACAGCCGCCAGCGAUAUGUGCUGGGAGACAGCGCUAUGCACCAGAUGGCUCAGUCCUCAGUCUUUCUCAGUGGAAUGGGAGGAGUGGGAAUUGAGAUAGCAAAGAAUAUUGUCCUGGCUGGUGUGAAGGCAGUCACCCUUCAUGACACAAAGCAGUGUGAGACCUGGGAUCUGGGCUCCAACUUCUUUAUCCGCAAAGAGGACGUGUUGAGCCAGAGAAGGAGGGUGGAGGCAGUGUGCCCUCGGGUGACAGAGUUGAACCCUUAUGUCCAUGUUGACAUGUCUUACGCCGCUCUGGACGACAACACUGAUCUCAGCUUUCUUAGAAAGUAUCAGUGUGUCAUUCUGACUGAAGCCAGAUUGAGUCUACAGAAAAGAGUGAAUGAGUUCUGCCACUCACAACAACCCCCCAUCAGAUUCAUUGGCUGUGACGCAUAUGGCAUCUGUGUGCGGGUGUUUUGUGAUUUUGGAGAUGAGUUUGAGGUGUCGGAUCCUACAGGAGAGGAGCCCAAGGAGAUUUUCAUCCAAACUAUCACUCAGGACAAUCCUGGGGUGGUAACUUGCAUGGACAACCAACCUCAUGGCCUACAGACGGGCCAGAGUGUUGUCUUCAGAGAGGUUAAUGGCAUGGUGGAACUCAACAGCAGCGUGCGACCAGUCUCAGUCCUCUCCCCUCACAGUUUUGCAGUAGGAGACACAUCUCAGUUUCAACCAUAUGCACAUGGAGGUUUCUUUGUUCUGGUGAAGACCCCUAAAACAUACAGAUUUGAGACUAUAGAGCAGCAGCUGUGUGAUCCUAAACUCCUGACUCCAGACUUCAGUAAACCAGAGGCCCCUCUACAGAUCCAUGCAGCCAUGUUGGCUCUGGACACCUUCCAGGAGCAGCACGGUAGACUCCCCAACAUCGGGUGUUUACAGGAUGCUGAGGUUUUACUGAAGCUAACCGAAGAAGUGAAUGCAACUCUCAGGAACAAAACUUCUGUGAAUGCUGAGUUGGUGCGCUGUCUGUCGAGAACAGCAAGGGGAACUCUUCCUCCAUUAGCAGCAGCUGUAGGAGGUCUAGCCAGCCAGGAAGUUCUUAAGGCCAUUACAGGGAAGUUUGCACCACUGCAGCAAUGGUUUUAUCUUGAUGCCAUUGAGGUAGUCAGUCCACUUCAGUCUGUUCCUGUUGAGGAGUUUUUCCCAAGAGGCGAUCGUUAUGAUGGGCUACGAGCUUGCAUCGGUGAAUCAAUGUGUCAACAGCUCCACAAGCUCAGGGUCUUCAUGGUGGGCUGUGGUGCCAUAGGCUGUGAGAUGCUGAAAAACUUCGCUCUGCUUGGAGUGGGGUUGGCCAAGAGCUCAGGAGAGGUGUGCAUCACAGACCCAGACCUUAUCGAAAAGUCCAACCUCAAUCGGCAGUUUCUCUUCAGACCACAUCAUAUACAGAAACCUAAGAGUACGACAGCAGCAGAUGCCACUUGUGAUAUCAACCCCGACCUGCAGGUGGAUGCUCACCUCAACAAGGUGUGUCCUGCGACUGAGAGCAUCUACAGUGAUUCCUUCUACACCCGCCUGAACUUUGUGGUCACUGCGCUGGACAACGUGGAGGCUCGGAGAUAUGUAGACAGCCGCUGUGUUUCAAAUCAGAGAGCUCUCCUAGACUCUGGCACCAUGGGAACUAAAGGGCACACAGAAAUCAUUGUGCCAAAAUUGACAGAGUCUUACAAUAGCCAUAGGGACCCCCCUGAAGAGGAGAUCCCAUUCUGCACUCUCAAGUCUUUCCCUUCUGUCAUUGAGCACACCAUUCAAUGGGCCAGAGACAAAUUUGAGAACGCGUUUGUCCACAAGCCCUCCAUGUACAACUCAUUCUGGCAGACCCAUAACUCGGCUGAAGUGGUGCUACAGAGGAUGCAGGCGGGGGAAAGUCUGGACGGGUCAUUUCAGGUCAUUAAGCUGCUGAGCAGACGGCCUAGCCAGUGGGAACAGUGUAUUGCUCUUGCCCGUGUGAAAUUUGAAAAGUAUUUCAAGAGAAAGGCUCUACAACUCUUGCACUCUUUCCCUCUGGAUACAAGGUUAAAAGAUGGAAGUUUGUUUUGGCAGUCCCCUAAAAGGCCUCCAGCACCAUUUGAUUUUGACUUGAAAGACUCUAUGCACUUCACUUUCAUUGUCAGCACUGCUCGGCUUUUUGCAGGGAUUUAUAACAUCCCUUACUCAGAACAGGACCUCUCUGAAGAGGCGGUGACCAGGGUUCUCGCAGGCGUCAAGAUUCCUGAGUACAGGCCCUCAGAGAAAAGUAUAGAGACAGAUGAGACGGCUAAGAAGCCUGACCUGGUAAAGAUGCCGAUAAGCAGUGAAGAGGAGAGGGAGGCCAUCUCACAGCUGGAAGAGGCCAUUGCUACUGACAGUGUCACAGCAGACAGGUUACAGAUGAGUCCACUGCAGUUUGAGAAGGACGACGACAGCAACGGCCACAUGGACUUUGUCACAUCGGCAUCUGCUCUCAGGGCCAGGAUGUACUCCAUCGAGCCCGCUGACAGACUCAAGACCAAACGCAUCGCUGGCAAGAUCAUCCCCGCUAUCGCCACAGCAACAGCUGCUGUGGCUGGAUUGGUGGCCCUCGAGAUGAUCAAGGUGGUUGGAGGCUACGAGUUUGAAUCUUUCAAAAACUGCUUCUUCAACUUGGCCAUCCCUGUAGUGGUGUUGACUGAGCCUGCUGCAGUCAAAAGGACACUAAUCAGGGACGACAUCUACUUUACCAUCUGGGACUGUUGGACCAUCUUUGGCCAUGAGGACUUCACUCUCUCUGACUUCAUGAAUGCAGUCAGGGAAAAGUAUGGAAUUGAACCCACUAUGGUCGUCCAUGGUGUGAAGAUGCUCUACGUGCCUGUGAUGCCUGGACACUCAAAGAGACUGAAACUAACAAUGCACAAGCUGAUCAAACCAUCAGUGAACCGCCGCUACGUCGACCUCACCGUGUCAUUCGCUCCAGAGGCAGACGGAGACGAUGACCUCCCCGGUCCUCCGGUCAGGUACUACUUCAGCCGCAACGGAGAAACGCCCUGACACCUUCCAAGAUGUUGUCCUCAAACCUCUUGUGUCCUUAUUUCACUUCUAUCAUGUAAAUUGUUGGACCCAAAUAACCUGGGCCAGGGCCAAGAGCUAUUCCCUCAGGAUGUUAUCUGAUAAGGGCAAAGCUCCUGGCCCCAGCUCAAGCCCGACCCCCCCGUACUUCAUGGAGCAAGAAAAGGCCAGUCUUGGUUUUCUUUGCCCCAGAUCUAGCCAGUGGAACACGAGGUUGCUGGAGUAGCACUUAACUGUACCUGUGUACAUAUAUUUUCUCUGUUCUGUUUUCUACUCUGGUGAAAUGCACAGCUCCGCCUGUGACGAUGCCUUAAUUGAUUAAUAACCUUCUUUUCUGUUUGUGCAGUGAGUCUGACUAAAAACUAUGUUUUACAGAAACCUGCAUAGUCCCAACACAGUCUCAUUUGUGUUUUAUGUCAGCUCGGCCCUAAUGGCGGUGGUGGUUGUAGGGCCAUGUUUUGGGUUUUUUUUGUUAGUAGGCAUUACAGUGUCUUCUUCCUCAGAGUCCUGUCAUUGGCUUUGAAAGUAUUGCCAACCACAGAAUUUGCCAGUUGUUGGUCAUCUCCCCUUGUAGGAACAGGUCAUGCCAAUAUUUGCUAAAUAAUGUAGAGGUGCAAAAGGUCAGUGGACGAUGGCGAAAACCACCAAAGAUACUGAUUAUCAUUGUGUCUCCAGAUGAUUGUUCUUUUAUGGUGACUUUGACAGCCUCAUUAAAAACACGUUUAUAUCACAGGGAAUGUGUAUUACCUAAACAUUAAAGGGCAACACACACCGGCUUCGUCUCAGGUUGAUGCACGCCAACUCUUUGGGAUAUAUCACUGGCCUACUGACGAGCGUCAACCCAUCACAAAGGCAGCAGAUCUUAUCAUUAUUCCUUAGCCAACUGACGUGCAUCGAAUGAUGCAGUAGAUGUGUGUUGCUCUCAUCACUGUGGGUAAAACCACCAACUCAUUAGCUGCUAGUUGUACCCAUCUUGUUAAAUACUUGGGUUAUGACAGCAUCAACAUUAGUAAAACGUAUGUUCCACAUUAGAUAACGCAAUGGCAUGAGUUCAUGCACAGAAAAAGCCUUUUUUUUUCUUAAAACAUCUGUUCCAACAUCUGGGGUCACACUCCUGAUAUUUUAAAACUUUCUUUUUUUAAAAAAAAGAAGUAUUUGCUUCAUGAUGUAUUUGUUGUAUUUGUUUAUGGAUGUGUGUCAUAAACCCUGACAUGUAUUUAUUUACUUGUUUCUAAUUUUUCUGUGUCAAACUGAGCCUGUGUUGUUGAGCUCUGUUGAGUCAUGGUGCACUGGGUAAUUGUUAACAAAAGUCAUCUUAAAGGGGUUUUAUCCUGGGGUUUAAAUUGCCUUUCUGUUCACUCAAAGGUGGAGUUGUGAAAAUGUUCUUUGAAGUAGUCUGCUUUGGCUUAUAUUGGCAAAAAUGUCAAUGCAGUUUUGAAUGGAAUCAUUUAAAAAUCAAGCUAAGUAUUGAGAUCCACCUGACAGUUCACAUACAGUGCACAAGCAGGUUAUCCUGUGUCUUCACAAACAAUUAAGUCACACAAAAUGCUCCCUGGAUGACAUUUAUUUUUCUCCCCAUAACCAGCGGUGGUUAGUUUCACUUGGCACAGAAAAUGUCUAUCAUAUUGACAACACUUUUAGUGCAGUGAAUGUCAUAAGUGUAAAACAAAACAGUGUUAAUGACUGACAAUGAUAAUUAUGUAUGCUCUUGUGACAGACAACCAAUCAACCAAUGGUCCAAUAAAAUGUGAGAUUUCAGGAUGUCCUCUAGA
This is a messenger RNA of Acanthopagrus latus (yellowfin seabream), 4981 nucleotides long. It is a transcript of the gene uba6, whose product is annotated as ubiquitin like modifier activating enzyme 6. Gene Ontology annotation, cellular component: cytoplasm; SUMO activating enzyme complex. Bases 114 to 3191 code for a protein of 1025 amino acids. The transcript is spliced from 32 exons. NCBI's taxonomy places the organism in Eukaryota, Metazoa, Chordata, Actinopteri, Spariformes, Sparidae. Gene Ontology annotation, biological process: protein sumoylation. The record is from RefSeq and is a predicted model, not a curated record. Gene Ontology annotation, molecular function: SUMO activating enzyme activity.